AUGGAGGGGCUGUUGGGGAAGCUGCGGCACUUGGCGCACUGCGCCGAGGACUUACUGGACGAACUAGACUACUUCCGCAUCCACGACGAGCUCCAUGGCACAUACGAGGCGGCCGACCACCAUGCCAAGGGCGGUGUCCACGACCUUGUCCUCAAUAGUCGUCACACCGUCAAGGCCGUUGGCAAACUGGCAUUUGUAUCCUCACGCUGCUGCUGGUCUGCUACCAGCCCUGCAGGUGAUCAAGUAGAGGAUGCAAGACAACAGGUUAGCUGUUCCGCUUGGCCGCGUGCUAGGAAGAGAUCACACGGCAAUUCCUCCUCAGCGUCAAAUGCCAAUCAGGAGAUCAGCGGAUGCAUGCCCAAGCUCGGUAAACUCCUGCCUUGCUCAUCUUCCCCAGAUGUUCCUGAUGAUAAUCCUGUCCAGUCAACUAUUUUUGGUGCGCCACUGAGAGAGCAUGCGGAAGAGACACCAAUGCAGGAGUUUAACAGGGCUGUUAUCUCAGAGAGAAUGAAGUGCAUUGUAGAGCAACUACAGCCCUUGCGUACAGAGUUCACCACUAUUCUGCAGAGUUGUGGCCAUAACACUGUUCCAGGCAUUACCCAUAGUCGUCCCCUCACCACUGCUCGAAGUAUAGAGCCAAAAUUGUAUGGGAGGGAUCAGAUCGUGAAAAACAUCAUACAUGAUAUAACCAAGGGUAAAUGUCAGAACAAGGAUCUAACUGUGCUUCCGAUUGUCGGUUCGGGUGGGAUAGGGAAAACAGCUCUGAUACAACACAUAUAUCAUCAUAAAGACGUCCGAAAUCAUUUUCAAGUACUGAUCUGGGUAUGUGUAUCCCUCAGUUUCAAUGUAAGUAAGCUGCUUGAAGAUAUUAAAAAUGAUAUCCCUGAGGUUAAAGAGGAAAAAGGGGGUAAACCGGAUGAGUUGAUUGAACAAAGAUUGAAAUCUAAAAGGUUUUUGCUUGUAUUGGAUGAUAUAUGGGGGAUUAGUACUGAGGAUGAUUGGGAAAAGUUAUUGCUGCCACUCAAAACAUCAGAAGAAAAGGGCAACAUGAUUCUACUCACAACCCGGUUUCCAGCAGUAGCAAAGAUGGUUGGAACAAUUGACCAUUCAAUAAAUUUGGAAGGUUUGGAACCUAACUAUUUUAGGGAGUUAUUCCAUGCAAUUGUCUUUGGUGAUGACCAAUGUAGACAAGAUCACAUUUUUUUGCUUGAGACCGGUGAAAAGAUAAUGGUAAAACUAAAGGGAUCCCCGCUUGCAGCAAAAACUGUUGGUAGAUUACUGAGAAAAGGCCUUAAUUUACGUCAUUGGAGAAAGGUAUUAGAAAGUAAAGAGUGGGAGAGACAGACUGGUGAAAAUGACAUUAUGACUGCCUUGAAGCUUAGCUAUGACUAUCUUCCUUUUGAACAACAACAAUGUUUCUCAUAUUCUGCAUUGUUUCCCGAAGAUUACGGAUAUAGUGCCACCGAGCUAAUCGACUUGUGGAUAGGACUUGGUAUUUUGCAACCUGAUGGUCAGAACCCAACAUUGGAAACUAAAGGUUUGAAUAAUUUAAAUGAUUUGGUCACACAUGGAUUUUUCAGAGAAGAAAUUUUUUGUGGUCGUCUGCGUUAUGUAAUGCAUGACCUACUACAUGAUUUAGCAUUGAAGGUUGCAUCAAAUGAAUGUCUUACUAUGCAUCAUUCAACUGUGGGGCCUGUAGAAAUUCAUCCAAGCAUACACCACUUGUCUAUAAUCGUAGAUGGUAAUGAUACAGUGUCUCAUGAAAACUUCAAGAGUCAACUGAGAAAACUGAAGACAAGAUUGAAGGUUAAACAAUUGCAUACUUUGAUGUUAUUUGGAGUUAUGGAUGAAAUCAUGGCCAAUAUUUUGGGUGAUUUGUUUAGGGAAGCAAGUGCUCUUCGUGUUCUCUGCUUGGUUAAUAUGUCGCCUUCUGUGGAGUCCAUGUUACAUAAAUUUCCAACACUUAUCCACCUACGAUACCUACGUCUGGGAAAAAGGUACGGGACAGAGAGGCAUUUACCACUUGCCAUUUCUAGAUUUUAUCAUUUGAGGAUUCUGGAUCUAAGAUGGCAGUAUGACUGUCGUGAUUUGCUCAAAGACUUGAGCAACCUUGCAAAAUUGUGUCGUUUUUAUACCCCAACAGAUGAGUUACAUUCUGAUAUUUUUAAUGUGGGAAAACUUAAACUCUUAGAAGAGUUGAAGAAAUUUAGAGUCAAUAAAGAAAGUGAAGGAUUUGAACCAGAGCAACUAGAACAUUUGACCGAACUAAGGGAGCUUGGCAUCUAUAACCUUGAGAAUAUACACACGAAAGAAGAAGCAGCCAAAGCAAAAGUGAUAGAGAAAAACUACUUGGAGAGGUUAACAUUGGAUUGGGAUAGUAACCGGUCUAAUAGUGAGCCUGAUGUGGAAGCAAUGGUUCUUGAGAGCCUUCAACCACAUAAAUAUCUUAAAGAAUUGUGCAUUAGAGGGCACAGAGGCCCUUUUUGUCCAACAUGGUUGGGUGAUGAGCCUGAUGUUGAACUUCUACAAUCUCUUCAUCUCGAUGAUGUUUCAUGGGAAAAUCUUCCUUCUUUCGGGAAGAUGUUGGAUCUUCAUACAUUAAUAUUGAAACAUAUUGCCGCAAUGAAGGAGUUUGUCAUAGAGCGAAGCUUUUCUAGGCUGAUAAGGCUUGAACUUGUUGGCUUGGAAAGUUUUGGAGAAUGUGUACUAUCACAGGAUUCUCAUCAUAUGUUUCCUCUUUUGCAAGAACUGAUUAUAAGGGACUGUCCUAAUCUUUUGGAGCUGCCAUUUUCAAACCACAUUGCUUACCCACCAGAUCAAGACUGGAACAGUGAUUCGUUUGCCAAAUUGCAAGUGCUUGAGAUUCAAAACUGUCCAGAAUUCUUGUUAGUGCAUCGUAUCCCGUGGACUGAAACUUUACAUAGUGUCUUUAUAAUGGAUGUAAAGCUACUACAAGACCUAGAAUAUACAAAGUACGACUCAAAAUCAUCCAAAUUGGUGGUUACUGGGAAGGAUGAACUGCGCAGCUUAGAUCGGGUGUUAGCAUUCAAUAACCUGACAGGGCUCGAGUGUCUGGAACUUGACAAGUGCCCACCUCUAGAGUUGAAGCACAUUGUGAUGUUAAACUCAGUGAAGUAUUUGGAUGUAGUAUCAGGUGAUCUGGUUGGGCUAUUAGGUCGUCAGAAUGAUUUUGAAUGGCAGCUCCCUGUUGAGCAUCUUGUGGUCAAGGACUUACGUGGUGCUAGUGGGAAGCAAUUGACAGAGCUCCUCUGCCACCUCCCAAGGCUCUCCGAAUUGUAUAUCAAAGAGUGUAAAAAUAUAACAAAACUUACAGUGGGGGUGGAUCUGCAACAAACAAUAUCAGCAGCAAAAUCAGAGGUUGAGCAGGAGAAAGAAGAUGAUGGGCUGGUGCUCUUCCCGGCCAAUCUCUCUGACUCACUACAGCUGUUGGCCAUCGGGGGAUGCCCAGAACUGGUCCUGGUGGACCCUUCAAGUUUUAUUCCUGAAAGAGGAGGAGAGUUCCCAGGCCUGCGAUCCCUCGAGAUGUUAGAAAUUAUUCACAACCCCAAGAUACUAUCUGGCGUCUCGUUUUCCUGCUGCUUUUCCCCGUCCUCUCUGCAAGAGCUCCGUCUCGAACAUGUGGAAGACAUGGGGACGCUGGAGCCCCUCUCAGACCUCACAUCUCUCACCCGAUUACAAUUGUCGGAUUGCGGAAAGGAUCUAAGAUGCAAGGGCUUGAGGCCUCUCCUUACCGCCGGGGGACAGCUCACAUCAUUAGAGGUCCGCGGCAGCCAUAGAUUCUUUGCUGGAUGGGAUCCUAAUCAUCCUAGUCAGGUGAUGCAGGACGGAGGAAAAGAGCAGGAGCUGCAGCAACUGCAGCUAGUUUCCCCUCCGAGUUCAUCCAAACUGCAGUUUCUCCAUACAGAUGAGGCCAUGGGGCUCCUUGUUGUGCCCAUCUGCAGCUUCCUGUCCUCCUCCCUCACCCACUUGCACCUUGAUGGGAUCUCCCAAGAGAUGGAACGCUUCACCAAGGAGCAAGAGGACGCUCUCCACCUCCUAACCUUCCUCCAGCACCUCCAGUUUUAUGGAUUCAUCAAGCUUCAGAGCCUCCCUUCAGUACUGCACAAGCUUACCAACCUCAAGCUAUUAAGGGUUGUGGUAUGUCCGGCCAUCCGGUCAUUGCCCGAGGAUGGCCUCCCCAAAUCACUCCAAGAAUUAGAUGUAUACGCGUGCCGCAACGAGAAUCUAAAACAGCAGUGCAGGGGGUUAGGGGGAACCAUCCCAAAAAUCAAGCUGUAA
Triticum turgidum subsp. durum (durum wheat) is the source of this 4299-nucleotide messenger RNA. Lineage: Eukaryota; Viridiplantae; Streptophyta; Magnoliopsida; Poales; Poaceae. The record is from the annotation of a GenBank genome assembly.